UUUCACCAAACGAAUGGUGGAAAACCUUAAACAGUUCAACAUUUUUACUGUAAACGUUAAGGAAGUCAAAAACCCCAAAAGUUGCGCGACAAAUUGAGCAGAGCUCUUUGUUGCAGUAUAACAAACUUGCAAGGCGAGUACAUUAAAAGAGGCAAAAAAACAUCAAAAGCUUUUACGCUUUAUCUUCCACGUAAAAAAACGUAAGAAAAGGGUCUCUCGCGCGCCUGUGUAUGAGUGUGAGUUGCUGCCUGUUAGGCCAAGUCAUCUGUUCCAAUAGUUGACUUCAUUCAAUGAACUAACUACAAAAAAAUAAAACCCUCCCCACAAAACCAGUAGGAAAGGAGCCAUAUAAGCUUUAUUCAAUACAAGCCUGAGACAAGAGUGUGUGUGUGCGUGUAUGUGAAAGAGGGAGAUUGUCCCCAAACCCCCCAAGCAACAACAACUACAACGAAAAUCAUCUCUCACGUACAAAUAGAGAUUUGCAACCACCAAAAUCUCUAUAAAAGCACUGCUGCAGUUAAAUUGCCCAUUCAGAGAGAAAUAGAGAGAGAGAGAGCGAGGGAGAGAUAAUUCUCAAAUUUAUGCUCAAUGCUGUAGUCGUCAUCAGCCGUGUUAGUUGGUUGUUACAAACACAAACACUGGCAUACAUUUGUUUGGUGUGAAAACAUUGAAAAACGACCACCACCCAAUCUACACCCACUAGGACAUCGGCAACUGUAACAAACCUCCAACAGACACACACUCGUAUGUAAAGAGCCCCAACGGCGUAAACAGCUAGCAGUUUAGCCCCCAAAAUCAACAACAACAAAACCCCAAUCCAUAGCUGCUCACAACAGAAAAGCCGAAGCACCACCGUACUACACCAACAACUAAAGAAAUUUAAAAAGUAAAAUUUUGGUGCUACAACCUUAUUAAAGUUUAUUUUUAACAAAAAAAAAUGGGCAAGAAAGAUAAGAAAAAAGAAGAGGCGGAUCCAGCACCAGCAGGCGAUGCUCCACCAGCCGGUGAUGCCCCACCAGCAGGUGAGGGAGGAGAUGGCGAGAUUGUCGGAGGACCACGCAAUCCUCAACAGAUUGCGGCACAAAAGCGAUUACAACAAACCCAGGCACAAGUCGAUGAGGUUGUUGAUAUUAUGCGAACAAAUGUAGAGAAGGUGCUCGAAAGAGAUCAAAAGCUUUCUGAAUUGGAUGAUCGUGCCGAUGCUCUACAACAGGGUGCAUCACAGUUUGAACAACAGGCUGGUAAAUUGAAACGAAAAUUCUGGUUGCAAAAUUUGAAGAUGAUGAUUAUUAUGGGUGUUAUUGGACUCGUUAUUGUGGGCAUUAUUGCAAAUAAACUUGGACUAAUUGGUAGUGAGCCACAGCCGCAGUAUCCACCACAGUACUAUAUGCCACCACCACCACAGCCACCACCACAAGCUGCUGCUGCUGGUGGUGGGGGUACAUCGUCGUUGGUUGCAGAUGAUAAACAGCAUGCAGGUGGUGUAUAAGAGAAUUAGUUAAUGUUACAUCGGCAGCAACAGCAACAACAACAACCACAACUACUACUACUUAGACAAAAAACAACAACAAACAGUGUUAAAAUUGCUUAAAACCAACUAAAAAAACAAAUACAACAAAACUCAAUUCAUUAUUAAACAAAAUUUUUGUUAUACUAAUAAUUUUCCUUGAAAAUAACACAACAUACCUUCAACAAGAACAACAACAGAAUAUAAUAAUAACAUAUUUAAAACUUAUAAUAAAAUAAUACAAUGAAGAAAAACAACAACAAAAUCACACAUAAACACACACACACUCUCAUAACCUCAAAUAAUAACAUGGAUGAAAAAACAAAUAAAGAACAAAACAAAAUAACCGAGGUUGAAGAUGAAGAUACUUAACAAAUAAUGGUAAAUAAAUUUAUUAUUAUUAUUAUUAUAAAUACAAUGCAAAUAAUAUUAUAAUACAACAACAACAAUGAUAUAAUACUAACACAUAAAUAUGAUGAUAAAAGGUGAAAAACGAACACAUAACAUACGUUAAAAGAAAAAACACUAUAUCCACAACAACAAUUAUAAAGUGCAUAAUGACAUUAAAAAAAAAAUAAUAAUUAAAUAAAAUAAAUAAAAAAAAAACCAAAUAAAACAUCUUUAAACACUUUUAGAGAACAAAUGUAUUUCAAUAAUAAUAAAACCUCUUCCCUUCUUUCCCUCAAAUAAAUGAAAAUCCUCAACCCCACACAAACAAAAAUAAGUAUACCCCCCCCCCCCCCCCUCCCGAAAACCUUCCCAAAACUUAUUGCAUAAAUCUAAAAGCAAAACAACAACAACAAUUUCCAAAUAAUAAUUAAUAACAGAAAAAAACAACAACAACUUAUAAACAACAAUGGGAAUUAUUACAUACAUACUAUAUAUACAUAUAUAUUAUACUUAAUACCAAAAAAAAAAGAGAAACACUUUAAAACCUAGAAGGAAGCCAUGAUGGAGAAGAAAUAAGAACAACAACAACAAAAACAAGGUGUAAAAAUUAUCCAAAAAAAGAAAAUAAACAAAAAAUAAAA
Messenger RNA from Stomoxys calcitrans (stable fly), 2538 nucleotides. RefSeq names its product neuronal synaptobrevin. NCBI's taxonomy places the organism in Eukaryota, Metazoa, Arthropoda, Insecta, Diptera, Muscidae. Gene Ontology annotation, biological process: vesicle-mediated transport; vesicle fusion. The record is from RefSeq and is a predicted model, not a curated record. Gene Ontology annotation, molecular function: syntaxin binding; SNAP receptor activity. Gene Ontology annotation, cellular component: plasma membrane; SNARE complex. The coding region runs from base 938 to 1489 and encodes 183 amino acids. The transcript has 7 exons.